CUCUUGCUGGGUCAUUUGGCGGUGUGUCUCUUUACUUUGCUUUCUGUGACACGCUCCGCAGAGCGCUGGAUGAACGGAUAACACGAAUGCUUUGUGGUGACUCUUAGUGCUUCAAUCACAUCGUUUCGUUCUUCAUGCUUCGUUAUCCCGCGCUCUUCGUCACUAAUAGGCGCUCCUGUCGAUUGUGCUCAGGACGCGGACCCUGUUUCUCGGUACUGUGACCCACUUCGUGACUCGUCUUGGGCGUAUGUGUGCUGGAUGAGUGGUGCAUUUGGACAGUGGUCUGAUUCAGUGGAUUCAAUGCGUGACUACAAAGAGAUGGUCCUAUCUGGCCUUUCAUGCGAAAGUGUAUGUGGUGACUGUGAUGGUGCACCAGAGCACUUUGUCGUAUCCAUGCUUCCUCGCUCAAGCUUCGCUUUGAUAGUGAUUUAGUGUUCCCAGCAUAGGCUAUAUUGCUCGGUGAGUGGUUCUUAGCUGCUAUUGUAUCUCCUGUUUCUGGUGACACGUUGCACGAUAUGCUAAAAGUUGAGCUUUAUUUUGCUGAGUUAUACUUAACUGAGCUAUAGAAUUUUCCAUUUCAGUUCAAGUCCUCGUUGUUUUUCACAAUCAUCUUGCAAAGCACAAAUGUUAAUUCAGGGGUUAUCUUGUGGGCAUAGUAUCUUCCUUGAGCAAUUACAUUAAUGGAAAUCACCGGAAUGUCAGGGAUGUGUUACCAUUGAAAAAGAGAUUAUCCUUAGCGAAAUUUCAAGUCUAGGUCCAGGUCCACUGCCUUUCCCAAUAUAAGGGGCUGUGGAUGAUAAAUAAGCGUGACCAAUACAAAGAUAAAAAAAGAUAAAGUCGGUUUUAGCGUCUCGCUCACACCAGCCAUAUCAAGCAAAAGAAAAGUUUGAAAAGAUAUCAUUCACGUCAAUAUUGCGGCUACGCAGCUGUGUACAUCAUGAAGACACUGUUAGAAAUUCCUCUAUCGAGGUUGUUUAUUUUGAUUUCGCGCCGCGCUCAGCAUCAGGAAACUAAGUAAUCAAAAUCACUCAGUAUUAGGCACACUUUGCGCGUGAUCAGUACAUUCUUGAUAGCCCUUCGUAUUGGUAGGGACGGUUGUGAACCUCUGUUUUACUUACUCUUCUCUGGUUGGAGCGGUAAUAGCUCGUUAGGCAGUACUUGUAAGGUACUUCGUUUGCACUGGUCCGUGGAGGCACAACCAUCCCCCAGUGCGCGUAUGCCAUCGUCUCUGGCUCCUCUGUCGUGGUCCCUGCUGUCUUCGGCGGCUGCGAAGUGCUUAGUGGUUCCGUUUCCGUGUCUGCGCUCCUCUCCUACUACGCAAACUGCUGAGCGCCGGCGGCUAGCCAUCAUGCUUGGAACUGUUGUCCUUGCUCUGGUGUCGGUCGCGGUGGCCCGAGCUGGGAAUGCCACGGUUGCGCCGUCGGACGAUGAAGCCAUCCCGCAGUUUUACGCAGCCGUGGGCGGCAAGGUGUCCCUGCCAUGCAACACGAGCAUUCCCGCGGGCGGCGACGGCGUGUCGCUGAUCCUGUGGUAUCACGGCGACUACGGCAUUCCCAUCUACAGCCUCGACGCCCGCGACCAGCCCCUGGGCAAGGCACGACACUUCCCGGGCCAGGACCUGGGUACGCGUGCAUACCUGGACGUCAGCUCGAAGCCGCCUACGCUCAACAUCGACCCGGUGCUCGAGAGCGACGCCGGCGAGUACCGCUGCCGGGUCGACUACAGCAGGCAGCGAACGCAGCACAGGAACGUCAACCUCACGGUCAUCGUUCCCCCCAAGGAUGCCAUUAUACGGGACGAGUCCGGCAAGCCUUUACACGGAGUGAUCGGCCCCUACGACGAAGGCGCUCAUCUAGUCCUCAUCUGCGACGCCGACGGAGGGCGGCCUGCCCCAUCGGUGACUUGGUGGCGAGGCCCCGAGCUCGUGGACGACAAGUACGCGCUCUCGCCAUUGGAUGUGGUCCGCAACGAGCUGGUUAUCAAGAGGCUGCAACGCUCUGACCUGCUCGCCACAUAUACCUGUCAGGCUUCCAACACGAACCUGACUCUGCCACGUUCAUCCUCCGUCACCAUCAACAUGAAUCUUCGACCGCUGGACGUGCGGAUCACCACGCUGAAGCGGCCUCUGUCGGCACACCGCAAGGUGGAGCUGUCGUGCCAGUCGACGGGUGGCCGGCCGGCGCCACAGCUCACCUGGUGGCUGGGGAAGAAGAAGCUUUCCUUCGCGCGCGACAAUGUGUCGGUGGGCGACAACGUGACGACGAGCACAGUGUCAUUCGCGCCCAAUACCGACGACCACGGAAAGUACCUGGCCUGUCGCGCCGACAACCCACUGCUCUCCGGUGCUGGCCUCGAGGACGGCUGGACGCUCAACAUCCAGUACGUUCCGCGGCUGAGCCUCUCACUGGGCGCCAACAUGAAGCACAAGGCGAUCCGCGAAGGCUCGGACGUGUACCUGGAGUGCAACAUCCAGGCGAACCCGGCGGUCAGCGAGGUGGGCUGGAAGUUCGAAGGAAAGCCGCUGUACAGCAAUGUCAAGCAGGGAGUUAUCAUCAGCAACCAGUCGCUCGUGCUGCAGAAGGUUCGCCGAGAGAGCCGCGGCCACUACCAGUGCGUCGCUGCAAACGUCGAAGGGGAAGGGGAGAGCGACCGCGUCCUGCUCAGGGUCCACUACGCGCCGGUGUGUAAGAAGCGCCAGAACCUUGUUUACGGCGUGGCACGUGAUGAAGAGGCCGAAAUCUCGUGCGAGGUGGAGGCCGACCCGUCUGAGCUCAGCUUUAAGUGGGCGCUGAACAACUCUGUCGAAAUGUUCGAUGUGAAGACGUUCACUGUGAAUGGAACGACCAGCGUGGCAUCAUACCGCCCCCGCUGGAAGCACAGCUAUGGCCUCCUCUACUGCUGGGCCACCAACACCAUCGGAAUGCAGCGGGAGCCCUGUGCCUUCCACAUCAUACCUGCAGUUUCUCGUUGGACAGGGCCACCCGAGGCUGUGCGCAACUGCCGCGUGAGCAACCAGACCUCUGUCUCGUUGGCGGUCGAGUGCGAACCGGGCGACCACGGGGGCUUGCGGCAGACUUUUCACCUGGAGGUGUACAACUCGGCAUUGGAGCUCCUGCAGCGCAACCUCAGUUCUUCGGAGGGCUCGUCAUUCGUGGUUCGCGACCUGCCGCCCGGCACCGCUUUUAUUCUCGUACUGUACGGUUCGAACUCCAAGGGCCGCAGCAACAGCGUCUCCAUAUCCACCAACACGCUGCCCUCGCCCGAGAGGAGGACAGCUAACACGGACAUCACAUCAGUGAGUCCAGUGCUUGGUGUCCUGAUCGGCAUCGUGGGAGCUCUAGUGCUGGUGGCCAUUGUUAUCGUAGUCGUCAUGCGACUCCGCGGAGACGACAGCGAAAAGCGUCCUACGGAGGAGAGUCCGGAAAAGAACCAAAACCAUCAAAGAAAAGCAGUGGAUGACUUAGCCCUUACAGAUAUUGACACCAAGGACCCGUCUGUAAUUCAAAAGACGAGUGAUUCACAGGAGUACCCGCGCGUGGCUGUGCGGCGUAUUCCAGCGUACCCGGCUCACCGAACGUACGACAGCUUCUCUCCCAGCGACUACAACUACGAGAACAUCCAGUCACUGAGACGACCGUCGCCUGUCAAGAUGGACAACGAGGUGCGGUACGCGGAGCUGUCUCUGCCGCGCAGCAAGUACCCGGUGCGCAUUCGGGAGCCGCCGACAGAGUACGCGCAGAUCGAUUUCCAGCGGGCCGGCGUCCUGUUCAGCGCCGUGCCGCCGCAAUCCGAAGAGGAGGAUCCCUGCGCGGCCGUCGGUUCGGACACGCCGCUGAUGAACAGCCUGCAGCCAAACGUCAGGCACCUAGGCGGCGCACCGAGCGACCACAACACGAUAUCGACGCCUGUGUGACGGCAACGGCGCCAGAUUGGCGAGGGCGAGACAGUUCAACGCUCGUCAUGGUCGUGAAUGGGCCGAGCGUGCAGACACAAAGAGAGCGAGCGAGAGAGCAGAACGGCCACUCUUGAACUGCGCGCUGACGACAGCGCCGCGCGAAUGCUGCGUCUGGAAACCGAGGCUCUGGACAACUCGUGAAGGAAGGAGAAGCGAGAAUGUGCACUUCAUGACGUGAGCUUUCUUUCCUCCAGUUAGCGAGAACUGUACAGCAUCAAGAUGCCUGGAGAUCAAGGACGCAGAUCCGUCUGGUGCGCGACCGUCCCAGUGCAGUGAGCGGGACUCUUACCCUCGCGACACGACGACCCUCUCUGUACAUAGAAUGGCCGAACACAUGCGGCGUCGUGAGCGGCGCACAAGCUCAAGCGCGAUUUGCCGACGACGUCGACAGAAGAAAGAGGUCACAUUCCUUCAACACUAGUCAUGAGACGCGUGGCUGCCUACCGGAGUGUUUGAUAAAUCAUGAAAUGAGAUCUAAAAGAGAUAGUAGAAGGCGAGAGGGCACGAUGCAAGAAGUGAAGCAUUUAGGCCUCCGGUAACCUGUCAUAACCCUCCUGUCAGUGGUGAUAAGAGCGGCAUUGCUUAAGAGGCAGACAAGACAGGUGAAAGUAGGUCGUGCCCACUCAUUCCAGUUAAUCCCAUCCAACGUCCUGCACAAUGCGACAGGGACGAUGCGCAAUCCAAAGGAAGCAUUGUCGUUACCUUGAAGACGUUACAUGCGUGCACGCAGCCAUCUGUGAACAAUUGCGAAAAAAAAUACAGAGAAGAAAGAGGAAAGUUAAGAUUUUAGUGUGUGUGUGUGUGCGUGCGUGUGUGCAUGGGUGAUUGUGCUAGCAGGGCGUGCCUGUUUGUGCGUCUGCGUGAAAGAAUACGAGCACAGGUCGACACCCCCGAUUUCGUUCUCAUUUUUAUCACUUUCGCCCUCUAUCCCACCAAUUUCGUUUUACCAGUUCCUCUAGCUGUUUUCUUCAUUUUUUUUUCACUGCCUGGUUUUAAGACUGGUUGACAACAUGGGAGUUCCGUGCAUCUUCGUAUAUACAUACUUCAUACGGACUCAUUGCGCAAACUUUUAAGCUCUACAAUAAAAUAUAUCAUUACUAUUA
Molecule: messenger RNA, 5058 nt
Organism: Dermacentor albipictus
Lineage: Eukaryota; Metazoa; Arthropoda; Arachnida; Ixodida; Ixodidae
Product: irregular chiasm C-roughest protein-like
Molecular function (GO): protein binding
Source: RefSeq, a predicted model, not a curated record